Messenger RNA from Miscanthus lutarioriparius, 516 nucleotides. Lineage: Eukaryota; Viridiplantae; Streptophyta; Magnoliopsida; Poales; Poaceae. The record is from the annotation of a GenBank genome assembly.
AUGGCGCGGUUCGUGGAUCCGCUGGUGGUGGGGCGGGUGAUCGGCGAGGUGGUGGACCUGUUCGUGCCCUCCAUCUUCAUGACCGUCGCCUACGGCCCCAAGGACAUCAGCAACGGCUGCCUCCUCAAGCCGUCCGCCACCGCCGCGCCGCCGCUCGUCCGCAUCUCCGGCCGCCGCAACGACCUCUACACGCUGAUCAUGACGGACCCUGAUGCGCCUAGCCCCAGCGACCCGACCAUGAGGGAGUACCUCCACUGGAUAGUGACUAACAUACCAGGAGGAACGGAUGCAAGCAAAGGUGAGGAGGUGGUGGAGUACAUGGGCCCGCGGCCGCCGGUGGGCAUCCACCGCUACGUGCUGGUGCUGUUCGAGCAGAAGACGCGCGUGCACGCGGAGGGCCCCGGCGAGCGCGCCAACUUCAACACGCGCGCGUUCGCGGCGGCGCACGAGCUCGGCCUUCCCACCGCCGUCGUCUACUUCAACGCGCAGAAGGAGCCCGCCAACCGCCGCCGCUAG